ACUGCCAAAUCCCGAUGAUACUAACACAGAGCAUUCUAGUGUCCUACGAGCUACAACUAUACAGAGGAACCUCGUCUCUACUACUGGUACUAUCGUUCUGCCCUCCCUGGACGGAACACCUGCUUCCUGUUCGCAAUCACCCCGCAGGCGCUGUGUUGUCUACUGGCAAGAGCAUACCCUAGUACGAUGACGUCCGCAUGACUUCUUGCAUAGAUGGAUUAACACUACUACCGCCAAGUCCGGCUCUGGCUAAUAUCAAGUCGAGUCAACUGAGCA
Messenger RNA from Fomitopsis serialis, 276 nucleotides. RefSeq lists its product as uncharacterized. Bases 15 to 182 code for a protein of 55 amino acids. Lineage: Eukaryota; Fungi; Basidiomycota; Agaricomycetes; Polyporales; Fomitopsidaceae. The record is from RefSeq and is a predicted model, not a curated record. The transcript has 2 exons.